Aphidius gifuensis is the source of this 2992-nucleotide messenger RNA. Its product is annotated as fez family zinc finger protein 2-like. The coding region runs from base 803 to 2290 and encodes 495 amino acids. NCBI's taxonomy places the organism in Eukaryota, Metazoa, Arthropoda, Insecta, Hymenoptera, Braconidae. The transcript has 2 exons. The record is from RefSeq and is a predicted model, not a curated record.
CAACAUCAUCAACCAAACACACGCGUUAUUACCGUGACAUAUACAACGUGAGAGCUACAACACAGUUCACGAGAGUAUAAUCUUGUAUUUUUCAAGAUUUUGUUCUUUUUAUUUUAAACAAAAAAAAAGACAACAAUAAAAGUUAUUAAACAACGAAAAAAACAACGUAAAAUAAUUUAAUUUAAAUUAUCACUGAAACUGCAUAAAAAUAAUUGGAAAAAUUAAAUAACAACAACGAAAAAAAAAAUAUGGCAUCAAUAUUGAACAUAUAUUACUGAAUAAAAAGUUAAUUGUUUUAUUUUUUUUUUCGCGAUUGUUUGUUAUUAAUUAUUAUAAUUGAAAAAAAAAUAUUUCAAAGUUAUAUUGUGUGGUGAUGAUGUUGGAUGGCCUCGGACGAGGCGUGAAGCUUGAUUUUUGUGCGAGAAUUUGAAGAGGGUGAUAAAUUAAAUUCCAAUAAAAUUUUAAAAGGAUAAUUAAUUAGUACAAUUUAUUGAUAGUAAUGAAAUUGAUCAGACUCAAUUUUAUUUAAUUAUAACAACUGUGUUUUUGUUUUUUAAAAAGCAAUUUAUAUUAAAUAUAUAUCAUUGAACUAAAAAAUAAUAAUGGAGUGUCAAGGUUUUGAUCAUUUACGAGGACAGUGUAAACAGUUACAGGAUUUGUAAAUACACUUUUUUAGUGUUUAAUUUAAAAAUCACAUCAACAAUCUUUAAACAAACAUUUAACAUUGAAACAAAAAAGAAGAAGAAGAAGGAUAAUUUUAUAUAUUUAAUAUAAACAAAAGGAAAAUAAAAAAAAAAUAAUCAUGCAGCCUCUGGAACGUUCAAGUAUUAGAACAAUGUCGAAUGACAUAGCAACAUCAAAUUUAUCAUCAUCAAUAAAUGAAAAUUCAAGAAAUUCAAGGAAUCCAUCAACGACAUGUAAAAAUUUAUCAACACUUACAUUUUCAAUUGCUAAAAUAAUGGAACCAGAUAAACGUUUAAAUUCUGAAUUAUCAACAACAGCAACAACAACAACAACGACAAUAUUACGACAACCACCAACAUCAAAUAUACCAUCAUUAGCAUAUUCAGCACAUCUUGAAUCAGCAUUUAAAAAAUAUGUACCAACAUUAAGACAUCAAAAUUUAUUACAACAUUAUCCAUUAUUAUAUUAUCAUCCAAAUCAAUUAUUACGUACAUUUCCAACAAAUGGAACAAUAACAAAUUGUAAUACAGCAUCAAUUAUAAAUCAUUCAUCAUCAUCAUCAUCACCAACAUCACCAUUAUCAUCAUCACAUAUUAUUAAUCGUCAUGAUACAUUACAAAAUGAAAAUAAAAAAUCACCAGUGCAAUUAUCAUCGUCAUCAUCUUCAUCAUCUUCCUCUUCAUCAUCAUCAUCAUCUUUAUCAUCAUUAUCACAUGUUAAUAAUAAUAAUAAUGAUAAUAUUAGUAAUAAUAAUAGUAGUAAUAAUAAUAAUAUUAAUAGUCGUAAUAAUAAUCAUUCACCAGUAUCAUCAAAUCAAUCAUUAUCACCUCAAAUAAUUGAUCAACAAUUAACAACAACAAAUCGUGAUUCAAAUACAAAUAUAAAUAAUAAUAAUAAUAGUAAUAAACAAAAAACAUUUUCAUGUUCUGAAUGUGGUAAAGUAUUUAAUGCACAUUAUAAUUUAACACGUCAUAUGCCAGUACAUACUGGUGCACGUCCAUUUGUAUGUAAAAUAUGUGGUAAAGGUUUUCGUCAAGCAAGUACAUUAUGUCGUCAUAAAAUAAUUCAUACUGCUGAAAAACCACAUAAAUGUCAAACAUGUGGUAAAGCAUUUAAUCGUAGUUCAACAUUAAAUACACAUACACGUAUACAUGCAAAUUAUAAACCAUUUGUUUGUGAAUUUUGUGGUAAAGGUUUUCAUCAAAAAGGUAAUUAUAAAAAUCAUAAAUUAACACAUAGUGGUGAAAAAGCAUAUAAAUGUAGUAUAUGUAAUAAAGCAUUUCAUCAAAUAUAUAAUUUAACAUUUCAUAUGCAUACACAUAAUGAUAAAAAACCAUUUUCAUGUAAAAUAUGUGGUAAAGGAUUUUGUCGUAAUUUUGAUUUAAAAAAACAUAUGAGAAAAUUACAUGAUAAUAAUACAUCAUUAAUAAAUACAAAUAUUGUUGUUAAUAAUUUACAUUUACAUAAUGAACAAAAUAAUUAUACAUCAAUACAUCAUCAUCAUCAUCAUAAUAAUAAUACAACAAAUAAUCAUUCAUUUGUUAGUCCAUUUUUAUUACCACCAACAAAUUCACAUCAAAAUAAUUAUUUAACUAAAAUGUUGUGACAAAAUAAUCAUAACAAUAAUAAUAAUUUACAACAAUAUGUUAAUCGUAAAAAUCAAUAUCCAUUAUUUAUUGGUACAAUGGAUUAUAGUAAUGAUCAUGCUGGACACUUGGCACAAGUACUCAAGUAAAUUAUAAAAAAAUAUCAAAUAAUAUUAGUUAAUAAUAAUCAUAGUAAUUAUUUAUAAGAGUAAUAAUAAUAUUAAUAAUAAUAGUAAUGAUAAUAGAUGAAAAAAAAAAAUUUUAUGCCAGCCGGGGUUCAUCAAAGCAAAUAUUCUCUCAAUCGGUCUCUCUAUUCAAAAUGUGAUGCUUGGAAGAGGCCAAGCGAAAAGUACUAAACCCCUGGAUUUGUGGCGAUCCCUGUGCUACCGGGACUUAUGUAUAUAUAUAUAUUAACAUCAUCGAAAAUAAUAAUAAUACUAAUAAUAAUAGUUAUAAAAAAAUAAAUAAUAAAAUUUAUUUCCAACGUCGACAUAUACGUGAAAUGCUCAAGUGCACAAUUCCGGUGUAUAUGGGAAAAGAACACCUGUGGUGCGAUAUACAUAUAAAUUCAUUCAUGUCAAUCUAUGAAUUAUUUAUUCAUUUAUUUUUAUUUUUUUAAAAUUAUUUUGAUAUGUAUAUUGCAACAUGAGACUUCAUAUAACGCAUUUUGUUAAAUUUAGAAAAGAAAAAAUAUGGAAAACAAUUAUUGACAAAGGUGCAAU